Hypoxylon trugodes is the source of this 1813-nucleotide messenger RNA. RefSeq lists its product as uncharacterized. The record is from RefSeq and is a predicted model, not a curated record. Lineage: Eukaryota; Fungi; Ascomycota; Sordariomycetes; Xylariales; Hypoxylaceae. Bases 294 to 1253 code for a protein of 319 amino acids. The transcript has a single exon.
GGUUAUCACGCCUACUCAAAACAAACACAUAUACACGCACACUCCCUCUCCUCUUUCCUGCCUGUUGCCCGGGCCAUCUCAUGCCCGCGUUUGUACAUAUUUUAUGGUGUCUUGAUCUUGUGGCCAAUCCCGCUGAGUAAAGCGGGAACCUUUGUCCAGUCCUAAGGUUGUCCCGAUCGACAGGCCGGCCCACCCCCGAGCCUCCAUUUACUAAUACAACCUACAUCGGUGAAGGCCCGACCCCAGACGGCACAGGAAGCACACCUUGUUAUCAGUUGCCCUAAUCAGCAAACAUGCCCGCUGUCAAUCUCCCCCUGGAGCAGGCCCAUAGUGGCAUCACCUUAUAUCAAGUCCCCGGGAUCCAUCUGCGGCUCUUAUGCAGAGUUGCCCUUACCUUCUUAGGACUUAUCUGUCUCGGUGUGCUACUACUUCUAUUUAAGAGAAGAUACAAAUCCACCCCUCCCCCCACCGCAAGCAAGCUGAAUGCCACACCAACUAGUCUUCAGAGACUUCGGCUUUCCGAAAAGUCACCUGGAGCCAUCUUUCAGAACGAGAUCAUGUCAGUCAACCAACCCUCGGGGAUUUCACAGCUAAGGGCAGCUGAGAAGUUGGGGGAUGGGGAAAAGAAACAUAUCCGAGAUGAAUCUAAAGAAAGAGAUAAAGGAAAGGAGCCUCGGGAAGAUGUGAUGGGUUCCGUGAGCAUAGACGCAGGCACGCCACUAAUCUUCAAAUCUGGCCUACCGCCACCGCUGCCGCUAACCCCCCCUUCUCUUUUAGCAGGAGCUUUCACAUUUCAAGAUCGCCGGCUGAGUGUAGCCGCCUCUAGUAUGGGAGACCUAGAUUCUAGCUUCUUCCACCAGCCAAAUCCGGAUUAUACACUUUCGCCUUCGUCGGAUUCUACUUCCACCGCGCUGCCCCACAGCGAAGACUCUACUUCCAUCCCGCGAAGGAGAUCAUACACGAAAGUGUUGCCUCUUGGACCAGCCCAUACAGACUCGGAGCAUGAUGGACCAUCUUUUCCACCGAGUUCGUUCCCAUCUUCGAGCCCAAUCUUGCCCCUUGCGCCGCAUGAAUCACUUGAAUCCAGGGAGAUUGACGUAAAGGGCGAGAUCAUCUCAGUAAUGGACGACUCGGGUGCCGGUUGGAAAAGACAUACUCGUGUCUAUGGUGGAGGAGUCUGUCUAGCCUGCCUGGCUUCUGGCAGCCAAGGGGGGUUUUACGGCGAUAAUGUACCCCCUGAGCACCGUCGGUAACUAACAGGGAUAUACAACCGAAACGCUGCACCGACUUCGAUGUUUAGUCUAGCAAAAAAAAAAAAAAAAGGACAUCAAGGACCUCGAACUAGUCUAACAGAGCAAGGCACGGAAAGUCCCGGAGGAGCCGGAGGAACUACGAUGAAUUUUUUAAACAGAUGAUGGCGGCGUUGGUAAAUUUGACGCGUUUCCCAUGUUCCGAACUUUAAGGAUUUUCAUCUUGGCGGUAUCUCUAGGCAAGAUUUCAGCUUGCGUAUAGAGCGAUUUGACAUAUCAUUUUUGGUCUUUUUUUUCUUGUCUUUUUUCCCUCUUCUAUCUAGGGCGGUUAUAUUUGGGAAAAGGAGAUACCUGUUACGCAACGCUGGUUACAUGGAUUGAUGGGAAAGAUACUAUUUCGCUCACGCUUUUUAUGACCAUUUUUUAUUCAAUUUUCUUACGUUGAUGUAAAUACUUGCUGCUGAUCCUCUAGCGUAUCACUUGAGGACGUCUACUAUGUAGAGUCGUGUCAGCUUGCAAAAAAAAAAAAACACACCCCAUGUUGAUUAAAAAAACAGUCGUUU